Uloborus diversus is the source of this 2043-nucleotide messenger RNA. RefSeq names its product ADP-ribosylation factor 4 (gene Arf102F). Bases 355 to 900 code for a protein of 181 amino acids. The transcript has 6 exons. Gene Ontology annotation, cellular component: plasma membrane; cytoplasm. Gene Ontology annotation, biological process: vesicle-mediated transport; intracellular protein transport. Gene Ontology annotation, molecular function: GTPase activity; GTP binding. NCBI's taxonomy places the organism in Eukaryota, Metazoa, Arthropoda, Arachnida, Araneae, Uloboridae. The record is from RefSeq and is a predicted model, not a curated record.
GUUGUAUAUCGAUGACAGCUCAAAUGCUUGAUGUACAGAAACUACGUAAAUUAAAGUGAUUUGGGCGGUAAUAACGCGUGAAAAAGUGAUAUUGGUAGGGAGUCAUCGUGGUGUUGUAGGUAUUUAGCGCCCUGCUUUGUGUGCUACGUACAUUUUUCAAAAAUAUUUCGAAGAACCAAUAACUGCGCAGUCGCCGAAGAAGUAUUUUAUUUUAUACGUCAGAUAAAAAUAUUGUUUGCCGAAAGGACGUGGCAUUAAUGUGUUGCUCGUGGUACGAAAGAAGAUCUUAGUCUGAAAAAAUUACAAGGAAAGAAUAUAUAUUCAGCUGAUCUGGUUAAUUGCAUACCAUUAAGUAUGGGACUUACUAUUUCUAGUAUAUUCACUCGCCUUUUUGGCAAGAAACAAGUUCGAAUCCUGAUGGUUGGUUUAGAUGCUGCAGGAAAAACCACCAUUUUAUAUAAAUUGAAGCUUGGUGAAAUAGUUACAACAAUUCCUACCAUAGGUUUUAAUGUGGAAACAGUUGAAUACAAGAAUAUAUGUUUUACCGUUUGGGAUGUGGGCGGUCAAGAUAAAAUUCGACCACUUUGGAGGCACUAUUUCCAGAACACUCAGGGCUUAAUUUUUGUUGUAGAUAGCAAUGAUAAGGAUAGGAUUUCAGAAGCACAGGAUGAGUUAUCCAAAAUGUUAAAAGAAGAUGAACUCUCUGAAGCUGUGUUACUUAUUUUUGCAAACAAGCAAGACUUACCUAAUGCAAUGCCAGCUUCAGAGCUUACUGAAAGAUUAGGACUAAAUUCUCUCAGAAACAGACGGUGGUAUAUUCAAGCUACUUGUGCAACACAAGGUGAUGGAUUGUACGAAGGUUUGGAUUGGUUAUCGAAUGAACUAGCUAAGUCAUCAUAGAUUUUGAAGGAAUGUUUUUUGAAAAUGUUUCAUGACCAAUUACAUCAUUCAAGAACUGAAAUGUAAUUUUGCUGACUCUUUUUACAUUUUUUUCUGAUUGCAUUGUCAUUCUGUUUCAAUUGGUUGAAUUGGCAUGAGGUAUAAAAUGGGGUGGGCAUGUUUAUGAUGUAUGUUUUUAAAGUAUUAUUUGUAAUGGAAGGAGCUUGAAGAAUGUUUAGAAAUAACUAUAUCUGAGACAGUUAUAAUGAACAAAUUUAUACAUACCAAAUCUCAGAUAUAGAUUUUCAUUUGUCAAGUCUCCAUGCAUAUUUUUUAUGAUAUGUAAUUUUAUUUGAACAUGUUUUUCCCUUCAAAUAGCAGAUAAAAUGUAAUAUAAAAUGUAAAAGAUCUCUUUUAAAAGUAUCAGCUAAUAUUUUUAUGGCUGGUUGAAAAUAUUACAUACUGUAAUGUUAUCCAUUUAAAGAAUAUUUUUUAAUAAUACUAGAUACGUCAUAUUAAAUUAAUGUGAAACUGGAUAAUUGGAAUGAUAACUGGACAUUGUAAAUAAUAUAAAUUAUUUUUAGUAUUAUUAAUUUAAGGGAUUGUCUCAAGCUCUUAACACUUGCAUAACUUUAAGAUGUAGUGCUUUUUUAAAUUCAAGUUCUCAUAUUUUAUUAUGACAUUUUUAUUUUAAUCAAAAUUUAUUCACUUGAUUUUGUGAUAAAUAUUUCGUGUUGAAAUAUUUUGCAAUUAAAGCAAUAUGUGAAAUCUCCCCAGUUAUAGCUAAAUUCGAAAAAAAAAAAAAAAAAAAAAACAUCUAUUAAAACUAACCUGCCCUACAUUUAAUACCUAUGUCACCUCUAGUUUGUAUUAAAGUAUUUUGAACAUAUUUGCAGCUUUGUUUCUGUCAACUCUCAUUUUCUUUGCUCUAUUAAGUUUUAAUAAUUUAGUCAGAUUAAUUUGUUUGUGAUGUGUUUUAAAAAUGUGAGCAUUCCUUCCAAUGAUGCAAAAAUAUAUGUGAGGUGAAGGAUUACAUAAUUAGAGCGACACUUUUUCCUCCUCAAAUGCACUUUCAUGUUUUAUUUCAUUUGUUUUGUAUUUUCAUAUGUGUCCAUUAAUUUGUAAUAGAAUAUGAUUUAACAAUAAAACACUUUUGGGAUUUAU